This is a messenger RNA of Acanthocheilonema viteae, 297 nucleotides long. NCBI's taxonomy places the organism in Eukaryota, Metazoa, Nematoda, Chromadorea, Rhabditida, Onchocercidae. The record is from the annotation of a GenBank genome assembly.
AUGACUAGGUGGCUGGCUAGAGUAGCAGUUAUUAAUGUUGCGUUUGAUGAAAUAAGCCAUAAACUAAUUAAUGUUUUUAUAAGAGAAGCUAGCUGUAAAUUGACGAUUUACUUUACUUCGUCAUUAUGUCUGUACGAACCACGUGAACUAGGAAACCUUCCUGACUCACAGGCAACUACAUGCCUGCCACAGGCACAUACAUACACGGAUAGAUCGAUGGGUGACAGAUGGCAGUCAGCUGGAAUAGGCUGGUCCAAGCCUGCCCUGAGAGGGGAGGAGAAGAGAUGUCAUUGCUGA